Molecule: messenger RNA, 3109 nt
Organism: Trichoplusia ni (cabbage looper)
Lineage: Eukaryota; Metazoa; Arthropoda; Insecta; Lepidoptera; Noctuidae
Exons: 4
Coding region: 2351-2959 (202 amino acids)
Source: RefSeq, a predicted model, not a curated record
UCCAACUUGUAAGGUUUUUAACCUUUGGGUAAGAUAAAAACGACUUUGACUAUGACUUCUUUUUAACAUUCAUAAAAAAUAUCUUGAUAAAUACAAGACAAUGCUUAACACAAACUGGAAUGCUAAUUCGCGAUUGGAAACAAUCGAUUCUGACUAACUAUACUUCCUUUUCUGAAUACCAUUGACAUUUAAACAAAAAAAAAACUACAACCCAACAGAACAAAGACGAAAAAGAAAGAAGACUUUAAACCACAAUUUAAUUAACAACAGACGAUCGGUGAAACACGGACAACACGUAUUCUUAGUGUCCCAUAAAAAAUUUAAUUAAGCAUAUAAUUAAUUCAGGUACCGUCUCCAGCCAGCUCUACCACUUAGUAGAAAAAAAUACAGGAACAAAAGUUUUGUAGAACAUUUUUAUAGAGUAUAAUAGUGUUAAGGAGAGAAGAGGCUUUAUUGAAAAGGCAAUAUUGGUAUAAUGUUAAGUGCUGGUACGUGUAUAUUACCUUAGAUACUUAUAUUUAGGGAUGGAUAUCAAAAGGGUAAGACGGAACCCGGAACUUAGGUUUUUGGUUCGUCUGUCAUCGGGUUUGAAGCUACCCUGAAAUUUUCAGCCUGAUAGCUGAUCGGGAAGUGCCACAAAAUUGAGUUGCAAAAAUCCAACCGGAACGACAAGCAAAAAAACAUACAAAAAAAAGUAAAUGAGUGUAUAAAAACGUGGGAAAUAUAUAAAGUCAAAUGCAAAUGACUGCAAUGAUAGUUCAAUGAGCGGCAGUGGUUCCCACGCCAAACCAACCAGCCACGACGCGUCGCGAGUUCGAUCCCCACGCAGGACAAGCAUAUGUGUGAUCCAAUGCUUGUUUUGGGUCUGGGUGGCUUUGUGCAUGUCACUUGUAUGUUUGCGAAACCCCGACACAAGGAUUAAAAUCCUUAAUGUGGGAUUCAUUUUUACCAUAAGAAAAGAACGCAAAAAGUAUUUAAAAACCGACUACAAUUUACAUAACCCUGUUAUUGACUUUCACAGUCGGAGGUUACAUGACAGCAUGCGUCAAUUUAUUUAAUUAAAAUAAUAAUUAUCGGAAUAAUCUUUACGAUUCGAUGGCUGCAAUAAUUGAAUGUUAGUCAUAAAAAUAUGAUUCCUUCGUACAUUGUAGUUCGUAUUAGUGUAGUAAACAAUGUUUUUUCUUAGUAUUUGCAUAGUCUCCUCAUAUUUAUUAUGGGUUGACGCGGCCGAGCCAGUGAUAAGCUGUAGAGUAAGUGAGAUGGUGAUGAUAAAUAUGUUUUAUUCCUUAUUUUAGUUGUAAAUGUAGUUAUAUUUUUAAAUUGUGACUAGACCGCACUGUGUUGUGUCAUAAGACGAAGGGAAGCAAUCUUUAUUUAAAAAAAAACUUACGGUUAAAGUCACUUUUGUAAGGAGGAUUCAUUAUUAGGCGGGGCGUCAUGUCUACUCAUGGUUUAAUGCAACAACUUGACAAAUUUUGACCUUGCUUCGUUAAAUGUUGCGUAUAUAUAUUGUGUAGUCUUGUGCGGUCUAGCCUCAAAGAGGGUAAAAACAAUCAUGGUCUUACACUAGGGCCAGUGUUAGAAACUUUCAAAGAUUUUGUACCAUUCCUCAGAUAAGUCUGUAGUUAUUAAUGAUAAUUGAGGUUAAAAGGGCGGGUCCGUGUCGAGCAGUAGAUGCAAUAGACUUUGCUUGGGAAUCAGGGUCCAUUAGAGGGUCUCAUACUGGCAAUGAUCAAAGAAAAGCAGUAGAGUAAACACGUGAUUUGCAUUGACUUUAAGUGACGCAAUAAGUAGUUUUGUGGAGGAAAUAAUCCAUCUACAAAAACAGAAGACAAACCUUAUUAAGUGUGGUUCACUAUCAAAAUGAAAAUAAGCGAAUAGGUCGAGUUAUAAGCCUAUGCCAUGAACGAUAUUAUGCAAUAAUUUGUGACCGAGGAAAUCGCAAUAAAUCCUCUACGAUAAAUGGUCAUAAUUUAAUACCUAACGAGCUAUAGUCCCAAAUGGAGGAAUGUUGAGGCUUAGAACAUAAACCAACUGGAAGUAAAUGAAAACAGGAAAGUCAAACCUGACCUCAUUCAAAAAGAGGAAAAAAAUAUAGCUUUAAAACAGAUCAAGUUUGAACGUCAACUGUGUUAAAAGUACUUUAAAUUCUUCAACGUUGCCAUAGUACCGGAGCAACCACCUGCGUCAGGACGGUGGGCUCUGCUUCGAGAUCCCGCCGUGGCAGCAUCAGCCGGUGGUCUUGGAGGAGCAUCUCGUGAAUCUCAGGGCGCGGUGGGGCAACUCCUCGACGUCACGGAGACAGUUGAGGUCACAGCUGGCGUUGGCUAACAGUGAAAUAUCUCGCUACAUGGACACGGUAUUAGCUCCAUUCCUGGACACUUACCACAGAAACAUCCAGAACUCGUACCAGCAGCUCACAGGGAAGAUCUUGCGGAGAAUUAAGGAUGAGAUCAACGCCGCCAUUCAGAAAAAGCAACAGAUCUACACCGAGCUGACACAGUUGGCCGAUGAUUUGAAAGUUCCAGUAAUGUGUGACGAAGAAAGACGGACAGCUCGUACAGUCGCCAGUAGACAUGUAGCCGCCAUAUACGCCUGCACAGAAGACGCCCGAGGUUCUAUUGCCAAGAUGGGGAAGUAUGCUGAGGAGAUGAUUGGGAUCACCAGGAACCACAUGCAGGCGACCCUGGUGGAGGCUACGAGGGCGUUCGAAGUGACCGGCAGUGGAGCGCAGAGAAGUGGGGUCUUGCCUAAGACCGACGUAUCUCCAUGUCUCCAAGAGCUUUCUCGAGCAGCUGUGGUCCUUGGUUAUGAACUGGACUUGAGCUUAACUAACGCUCGUCGUCACAACGAGCAGUCUUGCGAAAGACUGACAUCAUGCACGUCGAGAGCAAGGCGACAUACCGAAGAUGUGGUCAUAGCUUUACGAGACCAGCUGUAUCAGUGUGUUUAUGCUUAACUGUAUACGUUUUAGCUGAUGCUGUUUCGUAAUUGACAGACGAUGAAAUAGAGAUGAUGUAUUUUCAAUAGUUAUGUGACUAGCGAUUCCAUUUAAUUUUGGAAUGUGUACAUUUAGGUCAUUGCGCUGCUAAAAUUGUAUGAAAUUGAA